CCCCCCUUGAAUAAUAUUCUUUCCGACCCUGUAGAUUUGGAUUCCCGGAUUCCGAAAACAUUUAGUCUACUUUUACAAAAUUCAGCUGUAUUCUUGAAAUAGUCUGUCCGACCGAAAAAAAUCAAAAUCAAUAAAGACCGUCAUAGUUUUAUCAUGCAUUCAUCGUUAGUCUAUACGUACAUGUUUAGACCAAUACAAAACUGUGCAUAAGACCAGUGUACUGUCACCAUUGCAUUACUACUUCGGUUUCAAGAAAACACGAACCGUUCCUUGAAUCUUCAAUGGUAGAUAAUCAUCAAGACUCAAAAAUCUGCAGUGUGACAAAUCAUAAAUUCAUAUAUAAAUUAUACUCGUCAUUUUUAUAGCAUUAAUCAGUCAACUUUGGUUACAAAAAUGACUGACUUUUCAUGAUUUCAUAACUAUCAGUUUUUCAAACAUACUCAAAAAUUGCUUUUUUUUCAUUUAGGUUGUAGCACCUGAAUAUAAGUUUAAUUGUCAAUGUUCGUGCGGUGACGAUAGUGGUGAUAUAAAACAAUCAAUUAAAUUUAGUUUAACAGGUUCUCCAAAUAUACAGUUAACAUGUAAUGAUCCUGAUCUAUCUAAUCCAACAUCUAGUGACUCAGAACUAAAAUAA
Rotaria sordida is the source of this 634-nucleotide messenger RNA. Lineage: Eukaryota; Metazoa; Rotifera; Eurotatoria; Philodinida; Philodinidae. The record is from the annotation of a GenBank genome assembly.